This is a messenger RNA of Alnus glutinosa, 1370 nucleotides long. Its product is annotated as phosphoglucan phosphatase DSP4, amyloplastic. Gene Ontology annotation, molecular function: starch binding; carbohydrate phosphatase activity; protein tyrosine/serine/threonine phosphatase activity. The transcript has 14 exons. Bases 121 to 1209 code for a protein of 362 amino acids. The record is from RefSeq and is a predicted model, not a curated record. Gene Ontology annotation, cellular component: chloroplast. Gene Ontology annotation, biological process: starch catabolic process; protein dephosphorylation. Lineage: Eukaryota; Viridiplantae; Streptophyta; Magnoliopsida; Fagales; Betulaceae.
UCUGGAAAGGAGAUCCGUUUUCUGUUCCGGGACCCAACGCCUAUAUAUAAAACCGACGGUGAGAAAAUAAAAAAAUAUCAAUUCGAAAGAGAUUUUUCUUCCAUUCCUCUCGGAUCAGAAAUGAACUGUCUUCAGAUUCAUUCAAGAUCCUCUGCCUUGCCCUUGCAAAGCUUCAAAUGCCAUCAGAGAACGCCUUCCUGCUCUCUCAGUACACUGGGAGUGACGAGUAGUGCUGGUCCACAACGAAGUAUGGCGGUGAAGGCUAUUAUGAAGGAGGAAAUAUCAGAGACAUAUAGUAACAACAUGACAAAAGCUAUGGGUGCUGUCUUGACCUAUAGGCAUGAACUUGGAAUGAACUACGACUUCAUUCGUCCGGACUUGAUUGUGGGAUCAUGCCUACAGGCUCCUGAAGAUGUUGACAAGCUUCGUAGUAUUGGAGUGAAAACCAUAUUUUGCUUGCAGCAAGACUCAGACUUGGAAUAUUUUGGCGUUGACAUCAAUGCCAUACAAGAGUAUGCUAAGACAUAUGAUGACAUUCAACACUUGCGUGCGAAGAUAAGGGACUUCGAUGCAUUUGAUUUACGGAUACAGCUUCCAGCUGUGGUUAGCAAAUUAUACAAGGCUGUAAAUCGAAAUGGAGGUGUGACGUAUAUACAUUGCACUGCUGGAAUGGGAAGAGCUCCUGCAGUUGCGUUGGCAUACAUGUUCUGGGUUCAAGGCUAUCAACUAAGCAAAGCUAACAAAUUGCUGCUGAGCAUACGCACAUGCUUCCCAAAACUGGAUGCUAUAAAAAGUGCAACCGCUGAUAUUAUUACAGGCCUCAGGAAGAAGCUCGUCACUUUGACUUGGAAAGAUCAUAAUUGCUCAACGGUGGAAAUUUCUGGACUUGAUAUUGGAUGGGGUCAGAGAAUACCUUUAAAAUUUGACGAGGAGCAGGGUUUGUGGAUUCUCAGCAAGGAAAUGCUAGAAGGACGCUACGAGUACAAGUACGUUGUUGACGGUGAAUGGAUGUGCAGUGAGGACGAGCUUUUAACCUCUGUCAACCAAGAUGGCCAUGUCAACAAUUACGUUCAAGUUGUUGAUGAUGAUGCAGAGAGUCUUAGGGCAAACCUGUGGAAGAGGUUGACUAGUGAUGAUCCUGACCUCACAAAGAAUGAACGACAGAAGAUAAGACAGUUUCUUGAAGCUCUUCCUGACUACGAGCAGUAAAUAAUGAAGGCAGUUUCCAGCUGCCAGCAUGUGUAGCAUAGAUGUAAAAAUGGUUACCAAUAAUCGUAUGUACUCCAUCGUCUCAAAAUAAAUAGAAGUAACAACAACAAAAAAUAGGACGAUUUUAAUAAAAUAAAACCAAUAUGACAUUAUUAUGCUUA